Molecule: messenger RNA, 1011 nt
Organism: Trichomycterus rosablanca
Lineage: Eukaryota; Metazoa; Chordata; Actinopteri; Siluriformes; Trichomycteridae
Product: leucine-rich repeat-containing protein 52
Exons: 2
Coding region: 43-1011 (322 amino acids)
Cellular component (GO): voltage-gated potassium channel complex
Molecular function (GO): potassium channel activator activity; transmembrane transporter binding; voltage-gated potassium channel activity
Source: RefSeq, a predicted model, not a curated record
UUCCGCGGGCGGCGCGGGCUCCAUGAGGCGGUCAGAGCUACCAUGCGUGUUUUGGCUGAGGCCAGCGCUCAGUGUCUGCGGCUCGCCUUCGUGCUGAUGGUGGCGGCGGGCGCAGCGCCCUCUCCAGCUCUGAGCGCGGGCUGUCCGGAGCGCUGCGUGUGCGACGAGCAGCUGGUGGUACAGUGUGCCGGUCAGCACCUGACCACCUUCCCUUCUGACCUGCCGCUCGCAACGCGCCAGCUCAUCCUGAGCAACAACCGCAUCGGCGAGCUGCCACCGCUGCAGCUCAACUACCUGUCCGACCUGGUGUACCUAGACUGCAGCAACAACUCACUGACCGAAAUCUCCGAGUCUACGUUCGGCAACCUGCGCAAGCUCGCCUACCUGGACCUAUCGUUCAACGCGCUGGCGCACAUCGAAGACCGCACGUUCGGUGCGCUCGCCAGUCUCGUCAUGCUGCGGCUCACCGACAAUCCAAAUCUGUCCGACAUCCAUCCCGAUGCUUUCGCCGAGAAUGAAGCGCUGCAGGUGCUGGAUGUAAGCCGCAACAACCUGACGGUGCUAAACGUGAGCACGUUGGUCGCCCUGCCCGCUCUGCGCGCUCUCGGGCUCAGCGGAAACCCGUGGCGGUGUGACUGUGACACCGAAGACCUGUGUCUGUGGGUGCACAUCGAGGGCUUCAAGUUUCAAGAUGAGGGACAGACGGUAUGCCAGAGUCCUGUAGAGAUGCGGGGUCGACGCCUGGCUGAGAUGGGCAUGCAACUGCGCACCGAGUGCCACCAGGGCCUGGGCUACUGGGACUACUUGUUCUUCAUUGCCAUUGGCUUUGUCAUCUUCUCAGCGGGCACAGUUUCAGCCUGGGUCAUGGGUGUAUUCAUGGUGCUCUAUGAGCGCUACAGCAGGAGGAAAAGUGAGGAUGUGGACAGUGAGGACGAUGAGAAAAAUGCCAUCCGAAGCUGUGUGAGUAACCACGGCAAUGGGGACCUGACCAAACCCAGCAUGCAGGUGUAA